Molecule: messenger RNA, 1536 nt
Organism: Anoplophora glabripennis (Asian longhorned beetle)
Lineage: Eukaryota; Metazoa; Arthropoda; Insecta; Coleoptera; Cerambycidae
Gene: IFT20
Product: intraflagellar transport protein 20 homolog
Exons: 3
Coding region: 1-393 (130 amino acids)
Biological process (GO): centrosome localization; protein localization to cilium; intraciliary transport
Cellular component (GO): intraciliary transport particle B; cilium; Golgi apparatus
Source: RefSeq, a predicted model, not a curated record
AUGUCCGAUUUAUUAAAUAAAUCAGGAAUUUUUUUUGAUGAAGUUGAUAAAAUAUGUAUUUUGGAACCCGAAGUGUCAAAGUUAACAAACGAUUUAAAAGAAGAGUGCCAGAUUUAUGCAGAAAAAAUAGACGAGUUCCAGAAAAUAGCUAAUAAGUUUAUUACUAUGGUUGAAGAACUAGGUAAAGAAGUUGAAAAACAAAAAAUUAAGGCGAUAGGAGCAAGAAAUAUAUUGCAGAGCAUGGAAAAACAAAAAGAAAAUAAUCAACAGCAGUUACAGGCGUUAAUCACUGAAAAAUCAAUGGAGCUGGAGAGGUUAAAAAUUCAGUUGAACUCGCUACAAAAAACGGAAAUGGAACAAAACGAAGUGAUAAAUCAACUAAUGCAUUAUUAAAAAUCUAUUAAAUAAUUUAUUGUGGUAUAUUAAUAUUAUAACAGAUAAUACAAUGCUAAAUAAAAAUAAAUUGUAUUACUAAUGUACAAGAUAUUUAUUAAAUCCUUAAAAAAAAGACUGUCAAAAAUAAAUAUACAGAGAACUUCUUUAUUGGUAUACAAAAAUCACUGGCUCGCCUGUUAAAACGCCAAGGAAACCGAAACGACCGUCUAGGGCAAAAUAAAAUUAUAAUGAUACAAAUUACAAUUAAACCACCACAGUGUUCUUUAACUGAAGGCACCUCUACCAUGGCGUUUAGAAAGGAAACGUUAACCAUUAAUUCGUGAAGCUGGGCUCGGAGCAUUUUAUGAAAAAAGUUCAAAAUUAUUUACACGAUCUCACACAUUGUUUUAUAGUCGUUUAAUAUUUACAGGGUAUUUCACUGAAUUUUUCAUAAUGGUCAGAAUAUUUCUAUGCGAUCAUAAAAUGCUCAAUUACACAUAAAAAAACAAACCAAUUCUUCUGUAAGUUAUCUCUAAACUAAACUUAAACUAGGUUUCGUAUUUCCCACAAUAUCUGGUUGACCAGGCAGCGCAUGAAAAAUUCACACAGAAGGCUUUGAUAGCGAUAACCGGCAAUAAUCUUUAAAGUAUAUUAAAUUUCGCUAGUUUAAAACACAGAAUAACUAUUUUAUAGACCUAAAAGUUUUAAAUUUGUUUCUAUUUCAGUUUAAAAAUCUAGGAGGCACUGGAAACAAAUGAAGAUGAACAAUCGUUCAUCUGACACAGCUGAUUAUGACUGACAUAAUAGGCGGAUUCUUCUGCUUGCGAUUGUCACAUUAGAACCUGAAAUGAGAGCAGUCGAUUGGUUGGAUUUUAAAACUCAUGGCAGAGGUUUAAAUUCAGCCAAUCAGCUCCUCUGAUUUCAGAGCAAAAAAACUUAGUGAUGUCAGAAAGUUUUAGGAGGUAUAAAAAUAUUAUUCUGCAUUAUAAACUGUUGAUAUUUGAUAUGCAGGGGUUUUAAAUGAUGCUGAUCGAGUUUAUGCACCCGGAUUUUUUAUAAAAAUAUGUCCCUUGAUUAUCCGAUAAAUUGUAUUUAAAAAACAUCGACAGUCCAUAGCCAACUAUUUUGAUAAGUGUAGAGGCUUGCAAUGUAUCAAAAAAA